Aspergillus puulaauensis is the source of this 1464-nucleotide messenger RNA. RefSeq lists its product as uncharacterized. Gene Ontology annotation, biological process: transmembrane transport. NCBI's taxonomy places the organism in Eukaryota, Fungi, Ascomycota, Eurotiomycetes, Eurotiales, Aspergillaceae. The transcript is spliced from 8 exons. Gene Ontology annotation, molecular function: transmembrane transporter activity. Gene Ontology annotation, cellular component: membrane. The record is from RefSeq and is a predicted model, not a curated record. The coding region runs from base 1 to 1464 and encodes 487 amino acids.
AUGUCACCGAGCGCCACUGAUCCCAAAGAGGCCAACGAGAUCGAAGCUGCAUACUCCCAUGAGGAAGAGCAUGCCGACGAUGAAACCUCUUUGCAGCUCAAUUCCAGGCUCAGAUGGAAACUGGAUCUCUUCAUCUUGCCAGUGAUCUCAAUGGUCUAUUUUUUCGCACAAAUGGGCAGAUCCGACCUCGCCAAUGCCGAAGUCGCUGGACUUUCGGAUGAGUUGAAAUUAUCCCCUCAGGACUACUCGAAUGCUGCAACUGUGCUUCUGGUGGCCUACAUCGCCUUUCAAUUACCAGGCACACUCUUGAUUAAACAGAUCGGACCAGCAAGGCAGUUUGCAGGGGCGAUGAUCACUUGGGGAGCCCUUACGGCAGCCACAGUAUCCAUUCACAACAAAGGCGAAUUGUUCGCAUUGCGGUUUCUCAUCGGGGCCGCAGAGGCAUUUGUACAAGGCGGAGUAUUCUACCUGUCCUUUUGGUAUAGGUACAGUGAACUCGCUACACGUGGCGCCGUUUUCUAUUCCAUGUCCACGCUGGCAGGGGCCUUUAAUGGACUAAUUGCCUAUGGUAUCCAUAAGGACAUGGACGGUUUGCGCGGCUGGAGAGCUUGGCGCUGGAUAUUCCUGAUUGAGGGCAUCAUGCCAUGCGUGGCCGCAUUUUUCGUGCUAUUCCUGCUCCCAGCCAGUCCAGAAACCCUUCGGUUUGGCUUUACCGCGGAGGAAAAGGCGCUGGCAAUACGCCGCAGUCGCCUUGCACACAACACGUCCGAAGCAAAGCUGGAGAUCAAAAAGGUGCCGUUGGUGCUCCUGAGUCUGCAUUUCUGGCUCAUGCUGGGCAUUGCUUGCUGUGGGCAUUUCUGUGCUGGCUCAAUGUCGAACUUUCUUCCAGCCAUUAUCAAGGGCUUUGGCUACACUGAAGUGAAUACUCAGCUAUUUACCGUCAUCGUAUAUGCCUGCGCGUGCGUUGGGGUAUUAUUCUGGGCUCAGGUAGCUGAUCGGACAAACGCUCGAGGACUAACGCUUGCGGCAUCGACAUGCGGGGCUAUUGUAGGCUAUGCUCUACUGCUGGGGAUUGAGAACAAUCAAGCACGAUUUGGUGCGACUUGUCUUGUUGCGUUUUCGGUCUAUCCAAACAUCGUGCUUCAACUGUCUUGGACGGCCAUGAGCUUCAUUGGUUAUACGCGAAGGGGCUCUACGUUGGCUUUCAUGAACAUAUUCUCCCAGCUAUUUGCAAUUUGUGGAACGCAGGCCUAUAGUGAUCCACCAUAUUAUCGCAAAGGCAACGCAUCAGCUCUCGGGUUAUCCUGUGUUUGCUUGAUACUAUCUCUAGUUUUACGGUGGUAUUUUACCAUCUUGAAUAAAAGAAAAGCGGAAAUGCAGUUUACAGAAGAUGCGCGUGCACAGCGACAGAAGGGCCUGGAGGAGCUCGGGGACAAACAUCCAGACUUCUUUUACACAACUUAG